Pygocentrus nattereri (red-bellied piranha) is the source of this 2305-nucleotide messenger RNA. RefSeq names its product RAD23 homolog B, nucleotide excision repair protein (gene rad23b). The coding region runs from base 99 to 1244 and encodes 381 amino acids. Gene Ontology annotation, cellular component: cytosol; nucleoplasm. The transcript is spliced from 10 exons. Gene Ontology annotation, molecular function: ubiquitin binding; polyubiquitin modification-dependent protein binding; damaged DNA binding. The record is from RefSeq and is a predicted model, not a curated record. NCBI's taxonomy places the organism in Eukaryota, Metazoa, Chordata, Actinopteri, Characiformes, Serrasalmidae. Gene Ontology annotation, biological process: proteasome-mediated ubiquitin-dependent protein catabolic process; nucleotide-excision repair.
CCAGAGUGAAAACGUUCGGGAAAGAACCGAGCGGAUAACAACACUUUCUCUCUCUUGCGAAAUAAUCGGGGGAAAAUUAUAAAGUAAAAAUAAAAAGAAUGCAGAUCACGCUGAAAACCCUCCAGCAGCAGACGUUUAAAAUCGAUAUCGACGCAGAGGAGACGGUAAAAGCCUUAAAGGAGAAAAUCGAGAAUGAAAAGGGGAAGGAGAGCUUUCCUGUCGCUGGACAGAAGUUGAUCUAUGCAGGCAAAAUCCUUAACGAUGACACCGCGCUUAAGGAGUAUAAGAUAGACGAGAAGAACUUUGUGGUCGUCAUGGUAGCAAAGCCUAAAGCGGCCCCUGCAGCCGCUCAGCCUUCUGCCGCCGCCACGACGACCAGCAGCACCUCCUCCAGCACUACAGCUCCCACAACCCCCUCAACCGCCUCAGCAGCAGCCAGCGACAAACCCACGGAGAGCACCCCACAAGAGGAUAAACCGGCUGAAGAGAAACCGCCUUCAAAUGCAGUGCCGUCCUCUACACCUGCCAGUUCUGGUUUACUGACGAACGUGAACAUAUUCGACGAAGCGACUUCUGCUCUGGUGACGGGUCAGUCAUAUGAGAACAUGGUGACGGAGAUCAUGCUGAUGGGUUAUGAGAGAGAGCAGGUGGUGGCAGCACUGAGGGCGAGUUUCAACAACCCAGACCGCGCCGUGGAGUACCUGCUGACGGGCAUACCAGUGGAAGGUGAGGGCAAUGCAGGUGGUGCUGAUCCAGUGGCUCCAGCAGGGGGUACUACAGCUGCCACCACAGGCCUCUCCUCUCCCUCCAGCACAGCUCCAACACAGCCCAGCGCUGGAUCAGGUGCUAACCCUCUGGAGUUUCUGAGAAAUCAGCCGCAGUUCCUGCAGAUGCGGCAGAUCAUUCAGCAGAACCCCUCACUGCUCCCGGCCCUGCUGCAGCAGAUCGGCCGAGAGAACCCCCAGCUACUACAGCAAAUCAGCAGCCACCAGGAGCAGUUCAUCCAGAUGCUUAAUGAGCCAGCACUGGAGUCGGGGCAAGGCGGAGGCGGAGGGGGCGUGGCUGAGGCUGGAGGCGGGCAUAUGAACUACAUCCAGGUCACACCGCAGGAAAAGGAAGCCAUUGAGAGGCUAAAGGCCCUAGGAUUCCCAGAAGGACUUGUUAUACAGGCCUACUUCGCCUGUGAGAAGAACGAGAACUUGGCGGCGAACUUCCUUUUACAACAGAACUUCGACGAUGACUAAAGGGAGACGUAGUCGUUUUGAUUUAUCCCCAACCAAAAUCGCCCCCCCCCUCUUUUUUUUUUUUUUUUUUUUUUUUUUUUCUGUCAAUUGAUCAUAUUGGGAAAAAAGAUAAAAAUUGUAUACAUUCAUACACAGGCAGUCAAGUUUUCUUUGAUUUUUUUUUUUUUUUUUUUUUUUUGUUUAUUUCCUGACAGUUGCAUCUGCUUUUGACACACUGGAUGACUCCAUCGUGUUUGGUGGAAGGCGAGCUCGUUCGUUUGCUCCUUUCUAGUUGGAGAAUUGAGUAAAAGCCAACUUGCUUCUUCUGAAAAUGACGCAGUGCUACCUGUUGCUUCUGUUUCUGCUUGUUUUUUAUUACUUCAUCAUUAAAUGAUAUUUUCCCCCCCAUUGUAAGGAAAUGAACGCUGGUUUAAAGGGUCGAUUGCCAAGGUAGAUUUUUUCUUUUUUCUUUCUUUCUUCACCAGAUGUUUCAAACCUGAAGUAUGAUUGGGAGGGUUUUGUUUAAAUGGCAUAUUCAUCAAUGCUCAUGUUAAUGAGUGCGUUCUCUUGGCCCCGGACAGUGCUCACACGGGCAUCUUUAUUUUUCUCUCUCUCUCUCUCUCUCUCUCUCUCUCUCUCUCUCUCUCUAUCUCUGUCUCUAUCUCUGUCUCUAUCUCUAUCUCUCCCUCUAUCCCUCUAUCCCUCUAUCUCUGAAUUGACCAGUAUAGGGACCCCCAGACACUUCAAACUGCAGUUUUAAAUGACAGUAAAAGAUUUUUAAAUCAACCACAGUGCUGUUACCAUUUCUAUUUUUGUUUUAUUAAAACGAUGAAAGAAAAAUCAGCUCUUCUUUGUAGUGCAUGCAACACGGAUCCUGCAAGGCGACUUUGUCCAGUUAGCGCCAGACCCUUGCUCUCCAGCUGACCAAUGCAGCCGCGUUCUACUUCCUUUAAACCAAAAUAAAAGUUAAUGGCAUGUACAUUUGCUUUCAUAGUUGCUAUAAUUAGUGUUGACAAUUAUGAUCACUACAAAUUUACUGUCAUUUUUACAGAAAGAAAACAAAUAAAACUUUUCAACAUAAA